AUGGCGUGUGAAAUACAUACAGGUGUGAACGAUGUUUUCACUAAAAAACAGAUCCAUCACAUCUUAAAGCGAUCGCUUGGAUUUACCAGUUUUGAACUUAUUGCUUGCGACAAGCGACCGGCGGUGAUCGGAAUGGCCGGGUUCCUCGGCGACCACUUUAGAGUGACUUUACACGUGAAAGUCAACGGGUAUGUUGAAAAGAUAAAGUUAUUCGUGAAGAGCGUGCCUGUCUGUAACGCACCUAAGGCUGAUUUCAUAAAUAAGGGUGGUUUUUAUAAGAGGGAGAUGGUGGCGUUUCAACUUUCCGAAGAAAUGCAUGGAGCAGAAGGACCGAAUCCGUGGUGCGCAAAAGCAUAUCUGUGCAAUGAGACAAUCCUCGUGAUGCCGGACUUAGCUGUCGAAGGUUACAGAACAUUUAUGAACCACGAAGUUCUCGAUCUCAAGCACACGCUGUUAACAACGGCGUCCAUUGCGCGUUUCCACGCAUCCUUCGCUAACUAUGUGACUAGACGUAUGUUGCACGACAAAAGUUUCGACUUAACUAAUUGGUGCGAGAGAAGUCGCAUGUUUGCUAUUUUUGGAGCUAUUGGGAUUCUGCCAUUUGUGUUGAUGGAUCCUAAAACCGCACAGAAGACCUUUGACGACCCAGAUACUUUUGUUAAGUACUGCGAUGAGGACCGGACCGAACCCGUGCUCGCUUACUGCCGCGAGUCCAAGGUCUAUAUGGAAAGGCUACUGGAAGUCAACGAGGAGUUUGUAGAGCGAUAUGUACUUAAGCAACUAUGA
Messenger RNA from Parnassius apollo (apollo), 786 nucleotides. The record is from the annotation of a GenBank genome assembly. NCBI's taxonomy places the organism in Eukaryota, Metazoa, Arthropoda, Insecta, Lepidoptera, Papilionidae.